AUGCUGACUCCAUCUUAUGUGAGUCUCGAGACAUCAGAAACAAUUCUUGAAAAAUACCGAGUGAUUGCUACCUGGGGUUGGCCGAAGAGGCCGGAUAUAUAUUUCUGGUAUAUUUAUGAAGGCUUGAUAUGGUAUAUUGACUCGAUAACCAUCUCGGUGAUCACACAACGUUCAUACUGGUACAGAGGCCCAAACCAUACCACCUAG
This is a messenger RNA of Morchella sextelata, 207 nucleotides long. RefSeq lists its product as uncharacterized. The transcript has 4 exons. NCBI's taxonomy places the organism in Eukaryota, Fungi, Ascomycota, Pezizomycetes, Pezizales, Morchellaceae. The record is from RefSeq and is a predicted model, not a curated record. Bases 1 to 207 code for a protein of 68 amino acids.